Messenger RNA from Mycena citricolor, 509 nucleotides. The record is from the annotation of a GenBank genome assembly. Lineage: Eukaryota; Fungi; Basidiomycota; Agaricomycetes; Agaricales; Mycenaceae.
AAAUCGGCCACCCUGCUUCCUUACAUCCAAUAUCAGCGACAGAACUCUGCGCUUGCAGUAGACUGACUGUAUUGCACUAGACUUCCAGCAGCAACAUAUCAGAGCACAGACCUGUCCUUCAACCUUCUGCCGUGUCCGAUGGAUGGGACCGACCACCAUCACCGCAGUCAUUCAUUCAUUCAGCCAUUCAGGGUCUUGUGGAGAGAGCUCGCUGACACCGAGAAUCCAGGAGCACUUCGAUUUCCGACAGCCCCCGAUGGAUUGCAGCUCCGAGUCUGUAGCAACCAUCUUCGCACAAGAACGCACGCCAGGCCCAAGGUCCGAGCAGUCCCUAUCCUUUUUUCAACCGCCGCCCCCGACCGGGCUCGGAGGCUGCGCUCUCUCCAUGGCUUUGCCCAACGAGUGAGUGAAUGAGUGUAGUCCGACGGAACCAGGUCCCAGUAAACAGCAAGCAACCAAGGCAAGUCACGCGGAGCCGGCGUCCGGGAUUCCGUCAGGCUCGGGAUCAC